AUGGAAAGUGUUGCCAGAGGAUGUGGUUGGCAGAAACUUGGUGCAUAUAUCAAUCUAGGAUCUUAUUAUAUUUUGGGUGUUCCUUUUUCCGUUGUCUCAGCUUUUGUAUUCCACAUGAAGGGACAGGGGCUAUUUUUAGGGAUUGUAUUAGCACUUACUGUGCAAGUGGUGUGUUUUCUUCUUCUCACCUUACAGGCCAAUUGGGAGAAAGAAGCAGAAAGGGCAGUUGCAAGAGUAAGAAACAGUGAAGCCAAUGUUGAGGACCAAAAUAUUGAUGUUGCUUCAUAGUUUAACAAUAUUUGUUCUAAGUAGAGCACUUAUCUUGGAAAAUUAAUGUUGUUUAAUUAUAUGAAUCCCAAACUUAGCAUCAAUGUACUUAAGCACAACAUAAUUAUAACUUUGUAGCACACACUCUCAAAACAAUAACCGUCAAUUUUCUGAGAAAUUAUGAACCAAUUUCUUUU
This is a messenger RNA of Vigna umbellata (rice bean), 464 nucleotides long. The record is from RefSeq and is a predicted model, not a curated record. NCBI's taxonomy places the organism in Eukaryota, Viridiplantae, Streptophyta, Magnoliopsida, Fabales, Fabaceae.